Messenger RNA from Tachyglossus aculeatus (Australian echidna), 935 nucleotides. It is a transcript of the gene PIGH, whose product is annotated as phosphatidylinositol glycan anchor biosynthesis class H. The record is from RefSeq and is a predicted model, not a curated record. Gene Ontology annotation, biological process: GPI anchor biosynthetic process. The transcript has 4 exons. NCBI's taxonomy places the organism in Eukaryota, Metazoa, Chordata, Mammalia, Monotremata, Tachyglossidae. Bases 1 to 570 code for a protein of 189 amino acids. Gene Ontology annotation, cellular component: glycosylphosphatidylinositol-N-acetylglucosaminyltransferase (GPI-GnT) complex.
AUGGCGGAGGCGGGGCGGUGGUUCUGCGCCGUGGGAGGGGGCGCCCUGGCCCUGCGGCGCCGCUCGUACUCCCCCACGUGCCGGGAGUUCUGCCUCGACUGCCCCCGGCUGUCUCUGCGCGCCCUCAGCGCCGCCACCUGCACCGUGUGGCUGGCCGCCUACGGGCUCUUCGCCCUCUGCCAGAACAGCAUAGUGCUGUCUGCCGCCAUCGUGCUGACCCUCGUCGGGCUGCUCGGCUACCUCCACUUCGUGAAGAUCGAUCAAGAGAGCCUGCUGGUGAUCGGCUCGCUGGGCAUCCAGAUGACCGCGUCCUAUGCCUCGGGCAAAGAGAGCACCACCUUCAUCGAGAUGGGCCUGGUGAAGGACGUGGUCAUCAACGAAGCCAUUUACAUGCAUAAAGUGAUCUACUACCUGUGCAUUCUGCUUCAGGACCCGGGAGAUCAGCAAGGCGUGUCUCAGGUGGUCCCUGUCUUCCAGAGCGCCAAGCCGCGGCUGGACUGCCUGAUCGAAGUGUACAGGAGCUGCCAGGAGAUCCUAGCGCACCGACAGGCCCCGUCUCCCCUCCCGUGAAGCCGCCCGUCGGGGGAGGUGGGCCGUCUCCGGGAAGCCCUCCUGGCUUUGUUGGUAGGCUUCUUCCUUGGGUCCUUCCAAACCAGCCGGAGGCUACGCUCGCGACACCCACUGGGGUGUGGGAAAUCGGAGUUGUUUUCCAAGCUCCACCACAGAAUUCCUGGGUCACGUCCUCUAAAAUCGCCUUGGGAGCGGUGCGGGAGAUGCGGGAGGUGAUUAGUUAUUACCCAGUGUGGAGAAGCAGCGCGGCCCAGGGGAAAACACAAGGGGCUCGGCGUCGACGGAGGAGCUGAUGGCUCAGUGGAAAGAGCCCAGGCUUUGGAGUCAGAGGUUAUGGGUUCGAAUCCUGGCUCCGCCACGUGUCU